This is a messenger RNA of Prorocentrum cordatum, 3060 nucleotides long. The record is from the annotation of a GenBank genome assembly. NCBI's taxonomy places the organism in Eukaryota, Dinophyceae, Prorocentrales, Prorocentraceae.
GAUCCCCCCAACCGGUGCAUAUUGGCUGAAGCCGCUUACAUGGUUGUCCACGCUUCUGUAGUGAUCAUGGCGAGCGAACAGGGUGCACCACCUAAGGGACGGCGCCCAGCCAUUUCCCUUGUUGCCGGUGUAAUGCGCAUAGUCAUGAUCAGCCUUGUGCUCUUUCCUGCAUUUGCUCCAGUUUGGAUGGGCUAUGGAUGGAGUGGAUAUGGGCAGGAUAAUACCACGUCAGAAAGCAUUUCCCACCUAAGCCUCAUCAACACAUGCAAUGGGGUAAUAGAUGCAUCGUAUUUUCCACAUCCAGAUUGGGACGCUUGGGGAGACACCUACCACUUUAGAAUAAUUGCGAGCACCAUCACUUCACUUCUAGUGGCCGUGUGUGCCGCUGUUGGUUUAAAAUACGUACCCACCGCGUCUGUGUUUGUCAUCCAUGCCCGAUGUUGGCUUCUGCUGAAUUGGUUAUUGGCUUUAGGGUGGAAUUUCGGAAGGGCUUAUCAAUGGUGUGAUACGAGAUCUCCGAAUCCUGGCACUUGGCUGUGGAACAUUCGGCAGGUCGUUUGGGCGUCUUCUGCCACCUACCUCAGCUUCUUGCUGCGAAUGAGGAUUGCGGCUCUGCAGCGUGCCCAGGGUGAAGAGAGCCACCUGAAAAGGAUUUCUGCCGUCAUUGCACUUCAGUGCGUGGUGUUGCUCGGUGUCAGUGCCUGCGUUGUUGUUCGGCUCACGACGGCUGUGUCGCAGGAUUGGUUUGGCACGUUGGCCCAGACCCUGCUGUCGAUAAUCUUGGCACUCACAGUUGUCGGUCUUGCGAUAGCAGUCCAUGCUUUUAGGAAUCCGCUCCGUGUUGCCCGAAACGUCGCGCAGCAGACCGUUGGACGCCGUGGAGAGGAGGCUCAGCGGAGCUAUCGCACAGUGCGACGGCAGCUGAUGGCAACAUUGUUUUGCGGCGUUACAUCUACGUUGGCAUUGGGGACGGAAUUUGCGUCGCACGUGUUGUACGUUUAUCACCGAGACGAGCACGACUACAUAUAUGAGAUCUUCAAGACAUUCUUCUACGGAUUCGACCUGGUCGCGAAUGCGGUUGUCGUAUUGCUGCUGUCGGGGUUGGUACGCGUCCAUGAGCCCUCGCGAGUUGUUGCUCAGUGCACUGCGAAUUCUGCUAAACCUUGCACCGAUGCAUCAGGAAGUCAAGAAUGGGACGAUAAAGUAAAAGAGCUAUCGGAGCGGGGCAUUACACUAGGGGCACUCCUAGGCUUCUACGCUGGACUUGGACAGCGCUACAUGCCUCACUUCAACCCAGAUGUGCAUUCCACAGCCGACGUCGUCCGGCAGGCCGUCAUUCCGCUCACGGCCGGCAACUCGGCCUUUGGGCCGUGCGCGUUGUCUACGCAGCUCAUGGGAGGGGCCUCUAUCCGGGCGGAGCGCAUGGUUACGCAUGCGUGGUCAAAUAAAUUCGCAGAUCUUAUUGCUGCCAUUGUGGCGGAUGCUCUUGGUCUCAUCACGUAUGAGGCGGUGCUGCCCAGGUUGAAACCAGCCGAAUUGCCAGUGUUAAUGAAGGAGUUGCACCAGAGGGGCUUUCUGGGGAUUUCGUAUUGGGUCUGUGCUGCUUGCGUCAAUCAGCAUGCAGGAAUAUGUGGUGCGAACCCAGGGCAGCAGCAGGAUCCAGUCAGCGGCAGAGUACAUCCUGUCUGCAGUUGUAAUCACCCUAAAUUCUGGAACAGCACGCCGCCAUUGCGCUUCGACGGGGAGGGGGUUUUGUGUGAGAUGAACAAGUUUGAUGACAUGAUGCUCUACCUCAGCUCGAAUGACCCGUCCUUCCGGCAGGUCAUAGCCAUCGACCGCGAGUUCGAUUUGUUCAAGCGGGCAUGGUGUGUUAGCGAGAUUCAUUUGGCGCACUCCUCGUACAUAAACGCAGCUGUCAAAUUCCAUACCCACAAGAGCCUCGAGCUGCACCAAAACAUGUUGAUGAAUCUGCGCGUGCAGGACAUGGAGUCGUCCAGGCCAGAGGAUAAGGCCAUGAUCCUCGGGAAGAUCGACAACUUGGAUGAUUUCAACGAAACCCUAAGGUGGAUCGUUCUGGACGAGGACACCGGCAUCUUCGCAAAUUGCCAGGACAGCCUGCAGGCCUCAGGCAAUCUCGGCAAGAUCGUCCGGACAACACUCUAUUCGAACAGUUCCGCGCCGUCUACCCCGUCCUCAUUCUUUGCAUGCGUUGCUCGCACGCCCUCGCCCUCAGUCUGAUGCAAAUGCGCGAUGCAGUUCGCUUGGAUGCGUAUUGAUUGAACCAGGUAGUAGAUACGUGAAUCCUCGGACUAGUGCUAUGCCCAGCGAGGUAUGCUGUGGCUGGGCAUCCGUGUGAGCUGGCAGCAACUGUGAGCUGGCUGGGCGCCAACGUGCGGCACAAUUCCGGUAGGAAAGCGUGCAAGAUGUUCAAACGCUGAUUCUGUUCGGUCCAGUUUUUUUGGCUGGGCAUGGCUUCUGCUCCUCCCCCGAGACAGCCCAGCAUGCAACGCCCACGCCCCUCUCCCCCCCCAAAUUUCUUCUCUCCCAUGCAGUCAACAAACCGCGCGCGGCGGGUUCGUGGGGCCUGGGGGCACAGAAGCUGCCACCAGUUGCCCCCUCUUCCUCGUCCUCCCCUUGGGCCCUCCUCGUCCUCCUCCUCGUCCUCCUCCUCCUUCUCCCUGCCCUGCUCUGACCCCCUGGGCUGCACGGGCGGUCGGGGGGUUCGGAGUUUUGUGUCGGCAGGUUCGUUGGCCUCGUAUACAUGUUAGGCCGAACACCAGCCGAUUAAAGAACGUCACCGUUCGUUCGUAUCUGUAGGACACGUACCGAGCGUAAAGCCGUUCGGUUGCAUGAGUUCAUCCAUUCCUCUUUUCCCUCUUCCUCCUCCUCCUCCUCCUCUCCGCCCGCCGUCUUCCUAUCCCCUUCUCUCAAGGAGGUCCGAUCUAACUCUGGAUAUUUCUAACAUGUGAACGCAAGUGUCAGAUUCUACUGGCCACACCACCACCAGAGUGCACGUCGUGGUAGCAUGCUCGUGAAUGUCAAAAAAAUGUUUGUUCUCAA